AUGGACUGGCUUGCGGGUGUCCCGCCAGAGAUCAGCUGUCUCGUAGUACUGUUGGGAUUCUUCUUGGUAUCCCUGCCUUUCUCAUGGGGUUACAUCGUGUUGAAUAUCGGGUCUGGCUACCUGUUUGGCAUGAGGCUGGGCUUGGCUCUGGUGGUGGUGGGGGCGUCGCUGGGCGCGUGCCUGUCCACUAUUAUGUGCCAUUACAUGUGCAGGAAGUGGAUCGAAAAUCAGGUGGAUCAGAACGGGACGCUGAAAGCGGUGAAGACGGUGAUGCAGGGCCACCACGCGUACAAUCUAGUGCUUCUGACUCGGCUCACACCCAUACCCUUUGGCCUGCAAAACGCACUCUUUUCUCUUGUUCCUCUUGAUCACGGACGGUAUGUAGCGUACACGGCUCUGGGACUGUUCCCAACUCAAGCGAUGAACACAUAUAUAGGAACGCAGCUCAAUGACAUCCAGGAAAUAAUCAACGGCGACAAAACGAUGGAUGUGGUCACGUACAUGAUAUACGCUGUGCAAAUAGUCGCCGGCAUCGUUUUGACAACGGGAGUGUUCUACAAGGCCAAGAUAGAGCUGUACAAAGCCACCCAUGACUACGAAGCGGUCGACUCUCUGGAGUUACUAUCUACCGACGAGGCAGAGCCAAUGGAGGAUAGUUGA
Sphaeroforma arctica JP610 is the source of this 660-nucleotide messenger RNA. RefSeq lists its product as hypothetical. The transcript has 6 exons. Lineage: Eukaryota; Ichthyosporea; Ichthyophonida. The record is from RefSeq and is a predicted model, not a curated record. Bases 1 to 660 code for a protein of 219 amino acids.